GUAAAACUACAAAAAACACCUUUUUGGACUCAAAAUUAUCAAAUUUUAACGAAAUAAUUUUAGACAAAACUAAAGUGCGUUUAGAAAUCAUAAAAAUUAACGUUAAAUAGUAGUUUUUAACAAGAAAAUAGCAUAAGUGAAAAAAUUUUCCAAUGACGUUUCAUGGGUGAGCAUGAUAACGCAGCGCAACAAUAUGUCUCGUUGUUUAUGAAACUAAUUGAAUAUGAUGAAAGGCGACAGACCGAAUAAAAAACUCAUCUAAGAAGAAACUAAUACAUUAAGUAAUAAUAAUAAAAAAAAUCUAAAUCGCUAAACAAUCAUGGCAGAACAACAACGUCAGUCACUCUGUCCCCGGCUAAUAGACUAUCUGGCAAUUGUUGGUGCCCGAUCAAACACAGUUCCUAGACCAAGUUCGACGAGUACGACAUCGGCAUCGGGACCGCCUCCCGUACAGAUUCCGGAGUUGCUGCGUCGUUAUCCACCGACAGAUCAUGCGGAUUUUCCCCUGCCCCUCGACAUGGUCUACUUUUGUCAGCCCGAGGGGUGUGUGAGUGUCGGACCACGUCGUACGGGCGCCGCUAUACGUGAUGCCUCAUCGUUCGUGUUCCAACUCACGGAUAAGGAUUCGGGAAAGACGCGUUUUGGGAUCUGCAUCAACUUUUACAGACCCGUGGAAAAAUAUCACAACAACAGUUCAAGUGGGUCUGGGCAUCCAACGGGCGUUCCAGCAACACGUGGUCGACGCAGUUCAAAUUUUCGACGCGAAUCGUGGCGGAAGAGUAUGGAUAAAAGUUCGGAUUCGGCAUUUUCGAGCGAUCAUCGGAGCAAUGUGGGGGCGCCUAGUGACUCAGAUCGCGAUGUACCAAGCAGUCGAAGGGAUUCAGAUCCGCCGCCGCAAGCAGUUCCGCGGCUUGGUGUAACACAUCCCGACUCUGAAUCGGGCGGAAGUCAUUCGCCAUCGCCACGGGCAUCGCGGAGACGGAACAAAGUACGAAAUCAUAGCUUGACGUCGCUUUGUAUCAUCUCGCAUCACCCCUUUUUCUCGACAUUCCGCGAAUGUUUGUACAUUUUGAAGAAAUUAAUUGACGCGUGUCACGAAUCAUCGAGCCCGAGACGAGUUGGAGGCUCGAAACAUCCGUGCCGCGACAGCGUAUGGACCGUGUUGACAAAUCAGGCGACCGCCAAUACUUCAAGCAUCGUGAUUCAUGACGUCAAAGAGAUUGAAACGUGGAUUCUGCGACUGCUUUCGAGUCCUGUGCCGAUUCCAGGAUCAACCAGAGUUGAACUUGAAGCAUUAUCGCCAACGGUACAUGAACCGUUGCUAUUUGCGUUGCCGGACCACACACGUUUCACUCUCGUCGACUUUCCUUUGCAUCUUCCACUAGAAUUACUCGGUGUCGAUACAUGUCUGAAAGUUCUGACGUUAAUGUUGCUAGAAAAUAAGAUUAUCAUACAGUCGCGUGAUUACAACGCCCUAUCGAUGUCUGUGAUAGCCUUUGUUCAGUUAAUCUAUCCAUUAGAGUACAUGUUUCCCAUAAUCCCGCUUCUACCGACGUGCAUGGGAAGUGCCGAGCAAUUGUUACUUGCGCCAACGCCAUUUAUCAUCGGAUUACCUGCGUCGUUCCUUAUGUACAAGAAGAAUUUUAGACUACCAAACGACAUUUGGCUCGUCGAUUUGGACUCUAACAAGUUAAUGGCUCCUCCCGGCGGUGAAGAAAUUCCAGCGUUGCCUGAGCCGGAAGGGACAAUUCUGAAAAAUCAUCUUAAACAGGCAAUGCAUCUGAUGGACCAAAAUGGAGCUGGUGCAUUGAGUUCAAUGAACAAUGGGGUAAAUUCUGUGGCAAAUCAACAGCUUUUGCCGUCAUAUCGUGAUGGAUUAGGUGGAGCGCAACAAUUGAAUUUACAACCUGCUCAAUUGGCGUUCUCGCAACCUGGUUCUGCGAAUAAUAGUGCUCGUAGUUCAUUCUCGGGCAUUGCUGGAACUCCUCGACAGCCCAGUCCAAUAGGACAACCGCCUCAAAUGAGUCCUUUUGUCUUCGGAAAUGACGUGGAUUCCGUAGAUAUUGCAACUCGAGUUGCCAUGGUUCGAUUUUUCAACUCACAAAAUACUCUAGCCAACUUUUCGGAACACACGAGAACCUUAAGGCUCUAUCCGCGUCCCGUUGUGGCAUUCCAAAUCAACAGUUUUUUGCGUUCUCGUCCACGAGCGUCAGUUUUCCUUAGUAAAUUUGCCAAAACUCAAGCUGUAGAGUUCCUUGCUGAAUGGUCUUUGACUCCAACGAACGUCGCUUUUCUGCGCGUUCAAACCGGAAUUGCUGAUCCGAAUCAAGUUGGUGACAAGCCCAAGUGGUUUGCGCAUCAAUUGACCCCCAUCAGAUUUUCCGUGUGGGACGAUGGAAGUUCCUUAAAUGGUGCGUUACGCAGCAUGACGCAAUGGGACGGCCAACCCACGGACGAAAGUGGCUCCGAUUCGGAAAAUGGCGAAAGCACAAGUUCAUCGUAUUCGUCGCUGAGUGAUUUUGUCUCGGAAAUGGUUUCGUCAGAUCUCUCGCCGAGCGUGCAUGACGUCAUUAUGAAUCCGAAUCAGCCGCACAAGCAUUACGUGCCGAUUUCGUUGUCGUCGAACAUUGAUACGAAACUCGUGUAUCAUCCGCCGAAGGCGCUGCUGUAUCCGGAGGGCAUGAGACCACGUGGCGGUGACUCGGAUCAAGAAAGACCUGAUUCGCCGGCAUCGUCGACUUCAAGUCGUUCUGAUUUGAGUUCGCCCACGUUUGAUCGCGACUCGGAAAUUGAGUAUAAUCCGCAGACGAGGAGUCAAACGGUGUUGUCGGGACGCGGAAAUGACAAAGAAGGCAGUUUUGAGAAUGAAUCGGAUUCGAAUUCGACGACGACUCCGAAAACGAUAAUUUCCAAGGAGAAUCUCAUGGAAGAGACUCGAAGCAGUAGUCGAGUGAUGAAGGCUCCGCUUCCUCCCCUCAGUCCAGGUCUUUCCCGCCAAACAAGCGUCGGAAAUGUUCUCGCACGAACUUCGAGCUCGGGCUCUGCGGGAUCUGGAAGCAGCCAUCAUCCGUCAUUAGGCUCAGCAGGAACACAGCGUCAAAAUUCCCAAAGUUCCCUCUUUGAAGCAUUCGCUAGCACAGCAAAAGAAUUGGUGAAAGAAACAACCCGCCAAGGAAGUCAAGAAGGAUUACUCGCACACAUGGAUAAGUUGACACUUCACGCUAAAAAGGCUGCCGAAGAAGCAUCCAAGCACGCUCUCGAAGCUUCCAAACAAGCCGCUGACGUUGGCAAGAAAAACUUGGAAGAUCUUUCGUACGUCUCGAAAUCCACGCUGGGCGAUUUAACCAAAACCGCCAAAGAAGCUGCCGUCAAAAAAGGUCUCAUUCUCAUCGAAUCCGAAGGCGGAGUUCAAUCUCCGACCGCAAUGCAAAAACGUCCGCCACAAGAAACUUCAACGACUGUCGCCACGAAUCAAAGUACGACAAGCGGGCACUUUUUCUCGUCAUUCACGAGCGACAUUACGGGUCUUACGCAAUCGACAUCGAGUAUGUUUUCGGGACUUUUUGGCAACAAAUCGUCACAGCAACAACAACAGCAGGCGCAAUAUCAACAGCAACAACAACAGCCACAAAAGCAAUCAGGAAAGAUACUGGGCUUUGAUCCGUUCCCAAGUCGCAAGGGAUUGGUCGAGAGAAAUCCGUUGAUAAAACAUGCGGGACCGAAACAGACGCAAGAGGAUUUCACAAGACAGCAGAAUGCCGAAAGAACGAGCAGUAAUUCGGAAAAUCAGGCUUUCUUGAAUGAUUUAAUGAACCAAGUACUUAACGGUGAAGGCGUUGGUUGGCUCAAACUCAAUCGACUGAAGAAAUUAAUGGAAGACGAAUCUUAUCGCAUGCUCGUCCUCAAAAAAUUGAACAAGACUUUAGACAAGAAAAUCGCUCCUGACGAUCACAUCGACGACAUUUGCGUUCCAAAACCCGUGUGGAAGGGAAUGCUCAAAUGCUUACAAGCCGUAACUCAUGGCUUGGAACAAACGAAUCUCAAUAACGGACUUGGUGGCAUGGCAUCCGUUUUCCAGAUGAUGGAAGUUGCUCACACGCAUUACUGGAGCAAAGAACUUGCCGAUAUGUCGUCAGAUAUGGGUUCGAGUCGUUAUGGAAGUCAGACGGUCUCUCCAACGGAAAGUCGAGACAACUUGCGAUCACCACAAAGCCCGACAGAACAUGCCGUGCAUUGGGAUGCCUCACGAAAGGGUUCCGUGAGCAAUAUUAGCCGACGAACGUCGGAACAUGACCCAGAUGCGAAUCAAUCGACGACGGAAAUGUUCAAAGAUAUGUUGUCGCAGAAGAAAAAUAUGCUUUUGAGUAAAUUGACGUCUUUUGAGUCAGAUACUCCAAGUCAUAUCUCAGUAGCGAGUGAUGUAUUACCGCCUGGUGGUACAUUGGUUCCGUCAAUUUCGUGUCGUUCAACAGUUUCCGACACCGAAUAUGAGAAUCAACUGCCAUCGUCGAAAAAUUUGUCGGCAAAUCCAAAGGAAAAAGGUCGUUCGGGCAGCAUUUGGUCCGGAAAGUCCUCGUUAAGCGCUGGAUUUCGUUACACCGGAGGUCACAUGAUCCCAACUUCAGCUUCGCCGAGUCCCGAUGCGCCUCGUGUCUAUCUUUUCGAAGGUUUAUUGGGCAAAGAACGCUCCACGUUGUGGGAUCAGAUGCAAUUUUGGGAAGAUGCGUUUCUGGAUGCCGUCAGUCAGGAACGCGACAUGAUCGGAAUGGAUCAGGGACCGGGCGAGAUGAUGCAACGUUACAAAUCGUUAAGCGAUUCGGAGAGAAAACGACUUGAGCAUGACGAGGAUCGGUUACUGGCGACAAUGUUGUACAACUUGACCGCAGUUUUGGUCAUGUUAAAUGUUCAAAAGCAGGAAAUUCAGCGAAAAGUGAGGAGAUUGCUCGGAAAAAGUCACAUUGGACAAGUUUACGCACAAGAAGUUAAUGCCUUGUUGAAUCAAGUUAACAAUUUGAACGGAAAUGACAUCGAUUUGAAGCCAUUGGGCUCAAGACUUUUGCAUCGUCAUAGUUUUACCGUUAAUCAAGGUGUUGAUCCCACGGGUCCUCUGCGAUUUAUGGAAGUGCGGGAUGAUGGGUUGAUUUUGAGAUCUGUCACAGGCACCAUUGUGGAACGUUGGUGGUACGAAAGACUCGUGAACAUGACAUAUUCUCCAAAAACUCGUGUUUUGUGUCUUUGGCGAAGGAAUAAAGAGCAAACACAACUUCACAAAUAUUAUACGAGAAAGUGCAAGGAUCUCUACAACUGCAUCAAGGAUGCCAUGAAGCGCAGUGGUUGCGCAGGUCAAGCUUCUGAACUAGGAGGUGAAUUUCCAGUUCAAGAUCUCGAAACGGGUGAAGGCGGCUUACUACAAGUGUGUCUCGAGGGCGUUGGCUUACUUUUCGCCAACAGCAAAUUUUUCGUGCGAUUACAUCAUAUUAAGAAGGUUUUGAGUGUUCCCGAUAAUGGAGGAAUUUUCAUAUUGGAGGAGUUUAAUCCCAAAACUCGUCAUAUUGUACAGAGGAAAUAUAAGUCACCAAUGGCUGAUCAAAUUUGCUAUUCGGUUCUUUGUCUAUUUUCCUACUUGGCGGCUGGUCAAGAAAACAAAAAAGCAUUGCCAUUCGGACCUACAACGACGCCAGCAAUCACAACAAAUGCUCCCCCGAAAAUGGUCGAGCAAGAAAAACCUCCAGCAUCUCCUCAACCAUCGCCCAAACACCAAACGGAACCAAUUCCGCCGCAAUCUUCUCCUAAAACUGUACAACAUCUCCCACAACAACCCGCUAGCAAGCUCCAAACUGUCGUUGGCAAGCCCAUUGUGACGUCGCCGGCACCCCAAGCAACGCCCCCUAUCGUCACAAAAGUUCAAACUGUUCAACCGGCGCCGAAACCAAACAUUCCUGCACGUCCUGCUUCCGUUAGCAGCCCGGAGCCGCCUAAAAUGAAAGCUCCCGUGUUGCCAACGCGCGUCCAAUCCCAAGGAUCUGUCGGGAUGCCAACGUCAGUAGCACGUGGUCCUCCGCCUGCCAUUCCCCCGCGUACUGGAAAUGUUCCUUUGCGUUCCGAUUCUGUGCAAAUUCCCGAUAGACGCGAAACACGCCAACUAAAACGACAAAUAUCGGCAACAUCUGUUCCUCCAGUGGUAACGCCACAGGCAGCUCCGCAGUUUGUUAUCCCGCCACAGCGAACAAACUCGAGGGGAUCUCUCGCGCGACAAGGAUCCAUGAGUGGAAAUGGUCAACCGAGGAAAUAAACAUCUUAAAAAUUUAUUUUUUUGCAUAUCAUGAAAACAAAGAAAGAUAUCAUAAGCGCGCUAACUUCAGGCUGAUGUACAUUUGAAACAAAAACGAAACGCUUUUUAUCACAAAUUUCAUUAUUUUCCCGCCAUCAACAAUCAUAACCUUAAAGAAAAAAAUCUAUAUUUUUGUUUAACAUAACCUCAAAAGUUAUUAACAUGUUAGUCAGUUAAUGUCUAGUUAAUGAUCAAAAUAUAAGAAAAAAAUAAACAUA
Molecule: messenger RNA, 6549 nt
Organism: Culicoides brevitarsis
Lineage: Eukaryota; Metazoa; Arthropoda; Insecta; Diptera; Ceratopogonidae
Gene: Rab3-GEF
Product: MAP kinase-activating death domain protein
Exons: 22
Coding region: 320-6292 (1990 amino acids)
Biological process (GO): regulation of Rab protein signal transduction; regulation of apoptotic process
Cellular component (GO): cytosol
Molecular function (GO): guanyl-nucleotide exchange factor activity
Source: RefSeq, a predicted model, not a curated record